Fraxinus pennsylvanica is the source of this 1059-nucleotide messenger RNA. Lineage: Eukaryota; Viridiplantae; Streptophyta; Magnoliopsida; Lamiales; Oleaceae. The record is from the annotation of a GenBank genome assembly.
AUGGCUGAGUGGCAACAAUUCGUUCAAUCUGUAUUCUUUGGUGUAAUUUUCUCUUUUUUACUCGCUAAAUUGUUCUCUGUAAUCUUUGCGUUCCGCGAUGAAAAUCUCCGAAUUGCCCGUUCUGCUUCACCGGAACCUGCAUCCAAGCCCGCAGAGGAAACCGUAACUUCGUUAUCUAGGGGUUUGGGAGAAAGCGAGCCUUUGAUCGUUGAAAAUGAGGGAUUAGCACGUGAGAGCUCGGCUGUUGGCGAUCUUACCGACAGUGACGAUGAUUGGGAGGGUGUGGAGAGCACUGAAUUGGACGAGGCAUUUAGUGCUGCCACGGCAUUUGUGGCGGCCACUGCAGCCGAUAGCGCAGCGCGGAAUGUGUCGAAUGAGGUCCAGUUGCAGCUUUAUGGGUUUUAUAAGAUUGCCACCGAGGGACCCUGUAGUGCUCCACAGCCAUCCCUGCUCAAGCCCACUGCUCGGGCCAAAUGGCAAGCAUGGCAGAAAUUGGGUGCUAUGCCUCCAGAAGAAGCAAUGGAGAAAUAUAUUGACAUUGUUACUGCAUUAUAUCCCUCAUGGGCUAUGGGAGCAACUAAGAACAGAGGCGAAGAGAGCAGUGAUGCACCAAAUGCAGGCUCCAAGGGACCUAUGGGACCUGUAUUUAGUUCCUUUAUAUACGAGGAGGAACCUGGAAGUGAAUUAAAAUUGGAUGCUAUACAUGCCUUUGCACGAGAAGGUGAUGAAGAGAAGUUGCUUAAGUGCAUUGAAAGCGGUGUUCCAGCUGAUCUGAGAGAUAGUGAGGGUCGUACCCCUUUGCACUGGGCUGUGGAUCGGGGCCAUAUAAAUAUUACAAAGUUGCUCUUGAACAAGAAUGCUGAUGUUAAUGCAAAGGACGAUGAAGGUCAAACACCGUUGCACUAUGCUGUUGUUUGUGAGAGAGCUGCCAUUGCUGAGUUACUAGUGAAGAACAACGCUGACACAAAGAUAAAGGAUAAUGAUGGCGACUCUCCGUGUGAACUUUGUGAGUCAAGCUGGCCUUGGAUGCAACAAGCUAGCACGAGCGCUGACGAUUAA